ACUUAAUGGAUGUAUUAUUUGUGUAGGGCAUAUGACUUCUUGUUUGUUUUUGGUGAGGCUUAACAUGUAAGUUUUGUAUUUGCAGGUUUGUAGCUACUGAAUUGGCGACAGAUAUCACUGUAAAAGUGGGGGAUGUGAAGUUUUAUCUUCACAAGUUUCCCCUUUUGUCCAAGUGUCCUCGUUUGGAGAGGAUAUUAGUCUCCACAAGUGAAACAAACAAUGAAGAGAUUGACAUUCCUGACAUCCCUGGUGGCUCUGCAGCCUUUGAGAUUUGUGCAAAAUUUUGUUAUGGCAUGAUUGUCACACUCAAUGCUUACAAUGUCGUUGCAGUUCGCUGCGCCGCAGAGUAUCUCGAAAUGCAUGAAACUAUCGAGAAGGGGAAUCUCAUCUACAAGAUUGAUAUUUUUCUCAAUUCUAGCAUUUUUCGUAGCUGGAAAGACUCCAUCAUAGUUCUCCAAACUGCAAAAUCACUGCAACCUUGGUCUGAAGACCUCAAGCUGGUUAGCCACUGCAUAGAAUCUUUGGCUUCCAAGGUUUCUAUCGAUCCCGGAGAAGUUGAAUGGUCGUAUACAUAUAAUAGAAAGAAGCUUCCUUCAGAAAAUGGCGGUGAGAUUCAGUGGAAUGGAGUGAGAAAGCUGCAAUCUGUGCCGAAAGACUGGUGGGUUGAGGAUCUUUGUGAGCUUGGAAUGGACUCCUACAAGAGAGUUAUAAUGGCAAUAAAAACCAAGGGUAGAGUAUGUGGUGAAGUUAUUGGAGAAGCUCUUAAAGCUUAUGCAUAUAAAAGAUUACCAGGCUUCAAUAAAACCACUACAACACAUGAAGGUGAUUUUGCGAUGUACCGGGUUUUGCUUGAAACCAUUGUCUGGUUGUUGCCUACAAAGAGAGGCUCAGUUUCAUGUAGUUUCCUUCUGAAGCUAUUCAAAGAAGCAAGCUUUCUGGAUUGCGGUGAGAAUUGCAGGAAGGAAUUGAUCAAGAGAAUAGGAAAACAGUUGGAGGAAGCAUCAGUAACUGAUUUAUUGAUUCCUGCUCCAGUAGGGGAGAGUACCUUAUAUGACAUUGAUCUGGUACUUAAUGUGAUGGGAGAGUUCUUGAUACAUGAGCAUGGCGGUGCUCAGAGAAGCUCGUGCGACUCCAGAGAGCUCGAAGAAGCCAGGAAUCCUGCUUCGGUUUCUGGCAACUUAUCAAUAACUGUGGUGAAAUUGAUUGAUGGGUAUCUUGCUGAAGCUGCCAAAGAUCCUAACCUUCCUAUUUUGAAAUUUGUUGAACUAGCUGGUAUGGUGUCAGGUUCGGCAAGGCCAGUUCAUGAUGAGCUUUAUCGGGCUAUCGAUAAUUUCCUGAAGGAGCAUCCAGAUCUCACAAAGAGUGAAAAGAAGAAGAUUUGCAGGCUAAUGGACUGCAAGAAGCUGUCACCAGAUUCCUGCAUUCACGCUCUGCAGAACGACAGACUUCCCUUGAGAGUUGUUGUUCAGCUCCUCUAUUUUGUGCAGAUGAGACAGUUUUCAGCUCGGGGGACCAGCGGUGCUUCCGAAGGCGGCUCGAUAUCCACUGCCAUGAACACAGGUGAUGAAUGCAAUGGCGAGACCAUGGCUGUAGAGAGCAGUGGUGGCAGGAACGUGAAGGGAGUUCUAAUGCCGAAGAGAAUUCUGGGCAAGUUGUGGUCAGGAAAGGUGCAGUGGGGUGAUAACAGCAGCUCCGACACGUCGGAAAGCCCCAGUUCGAUCAACCCUGAUGAGGCCAAGUCCACCCUCUCAAGGAACAUUAGGUACUCAGUUUCUUAGCAGGGUGUGUAAGAAGAGAGAUUAUUACGUGCGGAGUCUGGACGUGUUCGGAGACCAAUCCGGAAGAGCCACGUCACUCAAUGCACUGUUUAUUGGGUGACGUGCGCGUCUGGAUUGUCCUCCAAACGCGUCCGAACACCGCAUGUAAUAAUUUUUCGUGCAUGAAGGCUGGAAAUUUGAGAGUAAGUUGUAACAAAAGGUUGAGAUGUUUAUGGAUUCAGGUGGUAUGGGACUGCACAGUGUAGAAAUUUUGGCUGUAACAGUGAGGAAGAAAGGGGUGAUGAAGGUAGUAAUGGUUAGAUGCUUUUUCAUACUUCUAUAGGUCUUGAUGUUGUAUUUCAUGUUGUUAAUGAAAAAUCUUCUCUUUAAAGAGGAUGUAUUGUGAGCUCAGUACCCCGACGUCUCCUCUCUGAUCAUGAUUCAUGAAAUCUCCAGGCUUUUCAAGAAGAUUCUGCAGCAUGAGAACCAUGUAAACAAGUGCUAAAAAUAUCAAAUUGCAGUUAUGGAUUUUUAUCGAAA
This is a messenger RNA of Dendrobium catenatum, 2297 nucleotides long. Its product is annotated as BTB/POZ domain-containing protein NPY2-like. NCBI's taxonomy places the organism in Eukaryota, Viridiplantae, Streptophyta, Magnoliopsida, Asparagales, Orchidaceae. The record is from RefSeq and is a predicted model, not a curated record. The transcript is spliced from 3 exons. The coding region runs from base 294 to 1778 and encodes 494 amino acids.